This is a messenger RNA of Dermacentor andersoni, 2635 nucleotides long. RefSeq names its product sperm-specific sodium:proton exchanger-like. The record is from RefSeq and is a predicted model, not a curated record. Lineage: Eukaryota; Metazoa; Arthropoda; Arachnida; Ixodida; Ixodidae.
ACCUGUACGCUAUUGGUGACAUGUCCCUCACGCAGCUCAUCAAUGUCACCUUCCUCCCAGUGGUCCUCAGCUCAUUGGGCGUGCUGGAGGUGUCGGACGUCGAGCUGCGCACCAUGCGCGACGCGGUGCAGUAUCUGAAGGAGGCGGCCGACUCCGCGCGCGCGCUCUACUUGAAGGACGACUCGUUCCUGCUGGCCGACUGGCGCUGGGUGACGCGCAGCACGCUCUUGCGGAACCCGCUCGAGGCCACGUUCCGCUUCCAGUCCGCCAUGAGCACUGGAUGCGUCGUGCGGCUUCGAAAGGUUCCCAGACACAUCGACACCUUGGCUGUCGAAAAUGUUCUCAGGAUCGAGCAGGUGAGUUACGCUCGACAGUACCGCCAAGGGAUCAUUCAGCGGAGGACCAAGUUGACCCUAAUAGCCGCACUUCAGUACCCAUUCGAUAAGAAAGUGUACUUGGACAUGGACAUCAUUGGUUCGAUCCUGGCGGUUCCAAAGUGGGUCAUCUGGCUGAAAGAGACCUUGAGCACGAUUCACGAGAAAGGGCUCAUGGAGGACACGUUCAGCGGGUCCGAGGUCAUGCGACGGCCACUGCGCGAGCGCGUGGUCGAGCUGUUCGAGCACGCGUACUACGAGGUGGUCAUCACCAGCUCUACGCUGGCGGUCGUCUUUGUGCUGUCCGGCCUCGUGCGCAUCGUGAUGGUGACUCCCCGGAGCAACGCCUUCAUCGGCGCCAUCGCCGUGGAGGCCCUGUACCUCACCAUGUUCACCACCGAGGUCACCAUCAUGAUAUCGGCGUACGGGCAGCGCAUCAUGAACAUGGACAACUACAACCGGCUGGACCUGGUGCUGGUCGCCGUGUGCAUGUUCAUCUUCACGCUCCAAUGCGGCCUCUUCAUCGUGAACCAGAACGACCUGGCCAACAACGCGCUCAUCGUCUGCUUCACCAUAGCCAUCUCGCUGCGCUUCCUCCAUGCCAUCAAGUACGCGGAGCUUUCGUUGGAGCGCAUGGCCGAAAUCGUGCACCGCUACCUGGACGCGAGGAUCUACGACGCGUACGAGAUCGGCCACGCCAUCGUCACCGGCGAGGAAGAGGUGCAGCAGAGCGUGUGGAAGUUUGUCAACAACGACAACAUCACGGCCGACAUCCGCGGACGCGCCACGCUGAACCGCCUGCUCGUGCUGCGAAGGCUCGUCGAGAUUCAGUCUCGCUUCCCUGGCAUCAUGGUGGCCUUUCGCAGUCGCCAGGCGAGCACCGCCAUCUUGGACGACGUGACCAAGAGCGUGCAGGAACACCAGGCCGAGGGGCUGCUGGACAGUGAAGCUGGCCAAGAACUGCUCGCGAUGCUGAAGGCGCGGCGCAUGCACGUCAUCGCCGGGCCCUGUAGCCUGCCGACCAGCUACAAGCCCAUCGCCAUGCUGCGCGUGAUUCCCUGGAUCGACUCGGACAGCGUGCGACAGUUCCUCGCGAUCCAAAUCCGCCCGGUCUCCUUUGCGCCCGGAGAAGUGAUCGUCGAGCGUGGGGAGGAGAACCCGAUCUUGCUCACCUACUCCGGGAUCCUCAAGAUCGAAGGCGAGUUUGAGAACCCCCGGAACGGCUCGCUCCCGAACUCGGUGUCGCAGCUGUUCUUCUACAACGAGGGCUACUUCCUGGACUACGUGAGCGCGCCCGCCUGUCUCGGUGUGCUGGGACUGGUCACCGACGAGCCCUCCAUCACGCGCGUGGUCGCCGAGACGCAGAUCAACGCGUACGUGGUACCGAGGGAGCGAGUCGUGGAGGCAAUACAGAUCUUCACCCGGCCUCCGAGCUUCCUGUACCAGAUUUGGUCUUACAUCGCCAGGAUAAUCGCCUUCAUGGUGCUACAGACGCACCCCAAAUACCAGACGUGGCCCCUGGACAAGAUCAGCCGGAGGCUGGAAUCGUUCCUCCUGCCCGACCUGGAACGCUGCUCGAAAUUCACUCUGACUGCGGAAAUAGAGGACGCCAUUUUGAUACAAGGAACCGCCCUCGAUCCCGAAACGCAAGAUUAUUUUGUCGCACCAAUCUACCUGCCAUCACACGCUAUGAAGAUUACAUUCCCGUUUUACCAAGAGCGACUGCGCCCGGUGAUGUUGAUAAUCGCCAGCAAGGGCUACAAGCUUCCGCCGGAAGUGGACUGGCUCCAGACCAAGGUGGACGAGGAGAAGCAGAACGAAUACGAGGAAAACUUCAAGGUGGUAAACACAACAGCGGAAAGGGGCGACGAUUUAACGGAGAAGGCGAUGUCGCACCGUCAAAGUAUGGACUUAUAUUGACAGAUGGCGCCAGCACCCGUGAAAGGACGAUGACUUUGUCUUAUAACUGUGUAUAAACUUGUGAAAGGACGAUGCCCUUGUCAUAUAGUAUAAUGUCAUAUGUGUAUAAUGCGAAUUGUCUUUCAAUGAUGACUGACGAAGGUCGACAUGUCAUAGUUGUGCAUAAUGCGAAUUGUCUUUCAAUGAUGACUGACGAAGGUCGAAAUGUCAUAUGGUUGUGUAUAAUGCAAACCUUCUUUCAAUGAUGACUGACGAAGGUCAACUUCUUAAUAUCGACAAUGAGUGCAUAGAUGUGCGUGGCUGAAAAGAAGCAAAAGAGAAUACUAUACUUAGAAUAAACA